UGGAGGCCGGUGUUUCCCGCUCUGAGGGAUCCUGUGCCGCCGUCGUGGCCACCACCUGGGGUUGCUUCAGGCUUCAGGCUUCAGGUUUCCCUGCCAACCACGAGGAGUCCAGGGAGGAAAAGCGGAGCCUAGGUGCCAGUCACGCACACCUCCCGCGUCUCUUCUAACCCAAGAUCGCCCCGGCAGGGAUGGGCGUCAAGAUCUGGCUGCCCUUCCCGGUGCUCCUCCUGGCCAUUCCGUACCCAGUGCUGCUGCCGGUGGCUGCCGCCUUCACUCCCUCCUUAGACAGCGACUUCACGUUUACCCUUCCGGCCGGCCAGAAGGAGUGUUUCUACCAGCCCAUGCCCCUGAAGGCCUCGCUGGAGAUUGAGUACCAAGUCUUAGAUGGAGCGGGAUUAGAUAUUGAUUUCCAUCUUGCCUCUCCACAAGGAAGAACCUUAGUUUUUGAACAAAGAAAAUCAGAUGGAGUUCACACGAUAGAGACUGAAGACGGUGACUACAUGUUCUGCUUUGAUAAUACAUUCAGCACCAUUUCUGAGAAGGUUAUUUUCUUUGAAUUAAUCCUGGAUAAUAUGGGAGAACAGGUGCAAGAACAAGAGGACUGGAAGAAAUAUAUUACUGGCACAGACAUGUUGGAUAUGAAACUGGAAGAUAUCCUGGAAUCCAUCAACAGUAUCAAGGCCAGACUAAGCAAAAGUGGUCACAUCCAGACUCUGCUUAGAGCAUUUGAAGCUCGUGAUCGAAAUAUCCAAGAAAGCAACUUUGAUAGAGUCAAUUUCUGGUCUAUGGUUAACUUAGUGGUAAUGGUGGUAGUGUCAGCCAUUCAAGUUUAUAUGCUGAAGAGUCUAUUUGAAGAUAAGAGGAAAAGUAGAACUUAAAACUUUAAACUAGACUACUUAACAUAAAAAAGAGAGAUGGAAAAAUGUAAUACACCUUACAGUUAAAGUCCAAGACCAUUAAUAGUCUUUUCAAAAAAGAUUUUCAGGUAUUACCACAAGCGUGAAGCAAGUAUAAUUUUAAUGUGAAAGGAAAGUCUUCACUUUCAUCUGUGCAAGUAGUCUUACUGCUUCAGUUGUACUUAAAUAUAUAACAAAUAUUUUGCAGAGUAUAGGUAUAAUUGAAUGAAGCCAUAUUAAUAACAGCAUUUUCCUAAGUUUGAAAAACUUUUGCAAAUGUCAUAGGUAAUUUAAAUAAAUGAGCUUUGGGCCCAAAUGCAACACCAAACAAUGUUUUUAAAGAUUCUCUUACCUAGAAGUUUCUUUGUAAAUUUGGCAAAUACAAAUUAAUACAGGUUUUCAAUAUAUUAAAGUUUCUUUGUAAAUGUGGCAAUUAUAAAUUAACUGUGUAAGUUUCCAGUAUAUUAAGUUAUAAAUCAUCUGAGAAUUACCUAAUCAUAGAUUGGAAUAAUCUUUAGAAAACAAAAACUCAACUUUUCUUUUUACAUAUGUAUCUCUCCUAUAAUGUAAAUAGACACAUAGCUGUGAAAAACAGAUUUGUGAGACUUUUAUAACCAAAUAUAUUUCAAUUUAAAAUAUUAACAAAAAGUAUUAGUUUUAUAGACUUAGCUUACAUUCCCCAAAGGCCAAUAUUUUCAUAAUUCUUAAAUUGCUCAGUCAUUAUUAAAAUUUGGAAAAAUUUUCUCUUUGAAAUGAAAUCGCUCAGUCUCCAUAGGGACACAUUUUGUCUAGUCCUUAACUAAGAUCUAGAAUUUUGAAAUUAAAUGUGACAAAAAAUACUUUUAUAUUACCUAUCAGCAGUGUUAUGUUAAUUUUAACAUGAUUAUUGACUUGGAUAAUACAUUAUUACCAACAGUUGUGAAGGAAAAUAUUGCUUUAAAAAUCUAGGCCUAACAUAAA
Molecule: messenger RNA, 1856 nt
Organism: Puma concolor (puma)
Lineage: Eukaryota; Metazoa; Chordata; Mammalia; Carnivora; Felidae
Gene: TMED5
Product: transmembrane p24 trafficking protein 5
Source: RefSeq, a predicted model, not a curated record